Molecule: messenger RNA, 426 nt
Organism: Saxophila tyrrhenica
Lineage: Eukaryota; Fungi; Ascomycota; Dothideomycetes; Mycosphaerellales; Extremaceae
Gene: ACP2
Product: mitochondrial acyl carrier protein
Exons: 5
Coding region: 1-426 (141 amino acids)
Biological process (GO): fatty acid biosynthetic process
Cellular component (GO): mitochondrion
Molecular function (GO): acyl carrier activity; acyl binding
Source: RefSeq, a predicted model, not a curated record
AUGUUCCGCACCGCCCUCGUCCGCUCCGCACGAUGCCUCACCCAAGCCAGCGCCCGAGCACAGCAGCCCGCGAUACGGCGAGCGGUCGCCAGCCCCUUCGUGACAUCAAGAAUAUCCACCCCGGCGAUCUCGAUAUCGGCUGCGCGAGGCUACGCCGCUGCGUCCGGGUUGGGACAGGAGGAGGUUACGGGAAGGAUUAUGGAUUUGUUGAAGAACUUUGAUAAGGUCAAUGACCCGUCUAAGCUCGCGGCGACUUCGCACUUCACCAACGACCUGGGACUGGACAGCUUGGACACCGUGGAGGUUGUGAUGGCGAUUGAGGAGGAGUUCAGCAUCGAGAUUCCAGACAAGGAGGCGGAUGCGAUUCACAGUGUCAACCAAGCCGUGGACUACAUUAUGGCGCAACCAGAUGGUACGACAAUUUGA